AUGAGCACUGAGCUAUCCACAAGCUCAACGACAGAAAAAUUUAUCAAGUGUGUCGUCGUCGGGGACGGAGCGGUGGGCAAGACCUGCUUAAUUCUCCGCUACACAUUUGGGAACCUAAGCAGUCUCGGUAUCUACGUGCCAACUGUUGCGGAUACCUAUGCCCUCAAAAUGAGGGCCGGAAAUACCGCGAUUCUUUUCAAUCUCUGGGACACGGCCGGUCAACAGGGCUAUGAGCGGUUGAGACAGCUAUCGUAUCCACAAACGAACGUCUUUCUUGUCUGCUUUGAUGUGAAUAACGCAAUUUCCUUUCAAAAUGCACGGGAUUUGUGGAUUCCUGAAGUUCGACACUUCUGUCCUGAUGCGAUAGUUCUUCUGGUGGGAACCAAAACAGACCAAAGGGAUGCCAGCGGGGAGAACUUAUCCAUACAGGGGCUGACCAUAUCCCCCUCUAAGGGGCUUCAGCUGGCAAGGCGUUUGAAAAUUGACGGUUAUGUUGAAUGCUCAGCAAUAACAGGGGAUGGAGUAAAAACCGUUUUCGAUACAGCUAUCAGGUUGGCUUUGGCUUCCAAAAAAUCACUUAGAAGCCGCUCAUGCUCUGUUAUGUGA
Hydatigera taeniaeformis is the source of this 606-nucleotide messenger RNA. Lineage: Eukaryota; Metazoa; Platyhelminthes; Cestoda; Cyclophyllidea; Taeniidae. The record is from the annotation of a GenBank genome assembly.